Messenger RNA from Ylistrum balloti, 5106 nucleotides. RefSeq names its product myb-like protein X. The coding region runs from base 1 to 5106 and encodes 1701 amino acids. NCBI's taxonomy places the organism in Eukaryota, Metazoa, Mollusca, Bivalvia, Pectinida, Pectinidae. The transcript has 4 exons. The record is from RefSeq and is a predicted model, not a curated record.
AUGAACACGGCAAGUGCAGUGAUAACUUUCUUAUUUGUCGUCAAAUUAAUCAGAACAGAAGACUGUGACGUCAGAAUGUGGUAUCUGAAAUUAACAUCACAGGGAGCUUUUGACGGGAAACUUAGUGAAGAACAAAUUAUCAUACGAAAGACUAUCAACGAAAUGGUUUUGAGAAGCAAAAAGGACACAUCAAAAGGAAAAGUCAGUUGUGAUAUUCUAGAAAUGUACGAGGAGAUGCUAAAACCUGACGACGAAGGAGAUGUGAAUGAUACACAAAAAGACAACGAAGAAAAUAAUGACCAGCAAAGAAGUGAUUCUGAUACAACACAGGAAGUUGCGUCAUCUGAUGAUUCAGAUGGAGGCUCCACAGCCGGGACUACAGCAGAAACAGAAGAAAGCGAGUCAAAAUCAAAUGAAGAAAUGAAAUCGAGCGAAGAUGAUUCAUUGUUAAGCGGUAAUGCUAACGACGACGAAACGAACAAUGCAUUGGACAAUAGUGGAGGUGCUACGGUUAAAUCAGCAGGCGAGGACACAGAGCAAGACACUUCACACGAGACUGAUAAUGAUGAAACAGAUACAACCGAAAAUGAAGAAACGGAAGUAGAUGAAACAGAACUGCUUUCUGAUGAUUCAUAUGACGAUGACGAAGAGGGAGUAGAGGAGGAAGAAGAAGACGAGGAGGAAACGAAGACAUUGAAAAUAGUUGAAGAAAAGAUAUUAUCAGAUGAUCCAUCCAAGGAUUUAGAUAAAACUGAACAUGAAAGUUUAACAUCUUCAUCAAUUGAGGAAUUUGAUGAAAGAACAUCUGAUGAUAACGAUAGAUCUGUAGAAAUUAGCGAGGAAACUUUAGUCAGUGAUGAUGAUUCUACAGAUAAAAGCAAGGAUGAAAAGGAUGAAAACAGAAAAGUCGAAACUAAAGAAACGGAUGACACCAAAGGGAUGGAAAAUGAACCGUCAGAUAGACAAACAAAUCAGAAAGGAAAUGAAAAAAACGUAGGUGAAGAUAAAGACAAGCAAACUGCGGAAAGUGCAGCGAUCGAUGCGGACAGCACACAGGAAACAAACGCAGAGGGAAUGUCUGGUGUUGGUGAAGAAUUGUCAGACGAAGAAAGCAACGACAAGGAAAAAUACACCAAGGAGAUUGUUAACCAAAAGGAAAAAAGUGAAGUGGAGGCUAGUGUCGGGGGUUUCAGUAACACUGAGAAGAAAAAAGGGGACAUUUCCAGACUAUCGUCUAACACACCCGUUACCGAUUCAGUAAGAGAACAUGAGCACGUUCCUUUCGGAAUGUGUAGGGCAAUAUGUAGCUACCAGUUUGAUAUAUUCGAUCUCGUGCAGAACACGGUUGAAUUUGUAGAAAAUACGACACUUAGUAAUCAAACGAAACUACAAAAUAGUUUUAGUCAGGAAAAAUCGAAGUUAGAUCAAGAUAUUAGUGUAUCAAGAUUAUCCUCCCCGGUGACCUUAACUUACAAUAGACUUGUGUGUUCACCAUGUAGUCUUCUGUUGCAACACUCUACAUCGAACACUUCUUGUAGUGGAAAUAGUGUUGGAAGUAGGUUCAAUGGAUUAAAAUCAAACGAAACGCAAACAAAUCAAAAGAACACUAAGAGUGAUUCUCAUAUAACCAAGGAAACUACACUAGGAAUGGAAACAUCAAAAUCUGGAAAUGAGAACGAGACAGAAAAAGACAUUUUGGAAACACCAUCAAGAAGUAUAAAGGAAAAGUCAGAUACACAAAGUCAUUCUAAAGAUGAUGAAAAAACCGACGAGAAAGAUACAGAUUUAAUUGGAGCUAGCAGCGGAGGCAAAACAGAUAUCACUGAUACUGUUGCUACAGAAAAGAUAGAAGACAAUCAAGGAAACGAUUUGUCUAGUGACAACGACAUUCGAAUGUCAGAUAGUGAAAUCUCAUCACUAGACGCAAACUCUGACCAGCCGAAAAUUGUCAGAGAUGGAGAUGAAAACAAAGGGAAUGAUGAAACCACAGAGAAGACCGGACCAGGAAUUGAACAAAAGACAAAACAGGAAACAAACUUUCAAGCAAUAUCAGAAACUACAGUUAAGGUUUUAACACCAGAAACGGACACGGAGGAUAAGAGCAGCAGUGACAAUGAUGACAGACGAAAUGACGAAAUGUCACCAACAGUAGAAAUAGGAGACUCGAAAGUGAUAGAGAGUGAAGUGUCAGGGAUGAAAUUAGAAAUCGAUAAGCUGAAAAAAUCAGAAAGAACUUUUGAUGGGAAACAAACAGAAAUUGAAGAAAAACGAACAAAAGGUGAGCAUGGAAAAGUUGACGAAAAACAACCUUCAAAGGAAAUCAAUAGUAAGGCUACAAGCAUGCGAGACCAAAAUCAUUUUCUCGAACAAAUUCAAUCAAAUUUUGAUGAUUUUCAAGAACAAGUGGUCAGUAAAACAGAGAGUUAUUCAAACAAACUUCAGAAUCUUGAGCUGAUGGUCGUUAGGUUGGAAAAUCAAUUAUUGAAGGAAAAACUUAACAAAAACAAUCACUCAAGUACUAUUACAAGGAUGGAAAAUCAUAUACUUCGACUUGAGAAUGAACUAUUGAAGCUUAAUCAGAGUUACACUGAAAUCAAAGAAAAGAGCGAUUCAAUGGUGAAGGAUCGGAAGAAAUAUCUUGAACUCGGCCAUAACUCCCAACAAACACCAGCUUAUGGGUACUCUGCUGUAAGCGGACGAAUCCAUCCCAUCAGUGUUGACUUUCAGGCAAAGAUCACCUACUUGACGAAACUUUUGAGUAAUCAGUCUAUGACUAUAAGGCAACUUAAGUCGAGAUCUGAAUAUUUGGAGGACCAGAAUCGACUGCUUUAUAACAUGAUCAUGAAUCAAACAGCGUUGAUGACCCAGAUUAUGACCAGAGUUCAGGACCUUACAGAGCAAAAUAUUCAACAGAGAUUCGAGGCACAAAAAAUCCGACAGCAGAUGGAGCAAAUUGUAAACAAACGGAGCGUGACCGAAACAACAGACAAGUUUCUGUUGUAUAAACUGGAAGAAAUGGUGUCAGAUGUUCGAAAAACAACAUUGGAAGAUGACGAGAUGAAAUUAAAACAAGAAAAAAUGCCUUCUGUGAAUAAGAAUAAAUCUGAAGAGGAACUUGAGAGAUACAUGCUAAAUGAAAGUGUGAAGAAAACAGAACCCUGGUGUGGGGCUUCCUCCGGAACUUGCGUUUUCGCAACGUUUAUCAAAUCGAUAUGUGUUCCUCAUUCACUACUUCAAUGGAAAAAAUGCAAACAGGAUAGAUCUGAAGAAACACAGAAAAAUAUCUUGAAGACACCAGGACCUUCAACACUUGAACUGGGCAAGGAAAUUAAUGUUGACGAAAAUUCGUCUUCUAAAGCACCUUCAGUUAUCGACAGAAAGGAAGCAGCUUCCAAAUCAGAAGUCUCCUCGAACAACGAAAUGAAAAAAAUGAAAAAAAAUUCCCCAAAUAAAAAAUCUGCAAAUGAAAACAUCCAUACGGUUGAUACUAAAGUUGACGGCAGUCAAACUACCGAACAAAAAGAAGGGCACACAAAAGAUACUGUGAAGACAACGUCUGAAAAUAAAGAACAUGAAAAGCAAGGAGAUUCACAUACCAAUAAGGUACCUGCUACACAUGAAACUCAACAGGUUGAAAAAGAAGGGGACAACGUUAAAGAUGCUUCUUUGCUAAAAGCCUCACAUGCUAAAGAGAAUGAAAUAAAUGGAAACGAUGUAAAUUCUAACACAACACUCCCCACUGAAAGCCGAAAAGUAGUAGAAAAGGAAGACGACGUAAAGAAUACUGCGCCAGAAGUAGCUAAAGUCACUGAAAGGCAAGACAAGCAAGUCGAUAUUUCUUUAACGAAAGAAGGGGAAUCAGGUACUACCACAAAAGAUGUGCUUAGCCAAAAGUUAUCAGACAAUAACUCUAAAGCAACUGAUGGUGAUGAAAAAGUGAAGAGGUCGGCGUCAAAUACAGAAAAACAUAAAUCCGAAAUAAUUGAAAAAGAGGAAAGACCUAUAGCCGGAGAAGAAAAAGACAAAAUGCUCCUGGAUAAAAAAUCGCAAGCAGAAGUCGAGAAACUAAACACAGCCGAGGACGCACAGUCUCAAAAACAUACAGGUUCCUCCAAGGAAUCAGACUUAGAGAAAGUACCUCAAAGUUCGAAACAGAAAUCCACAGAAAAUGCCGACAAGGUAAUGGAUGAUACUUCUACGAAGAAGAAAGCAGAUGCAAACAAUGCAAAGGAAUCAAAACCUGAAACACCUGAGACACAGCAGGUGCAGGACAAAAAGGAAGCUGUUAAAAAGGAGGACGUCAAAAGUCUUAAAAAGGAACAACAAAAGAAAGAAAAGCCAAAGACGAAGGAAAAAGAGAAAGUGGUAAACGUUAAAUCUGCAGAGAAAAAAUCUAAGGAGCCUUUGAGGAAACCGAUAAAGUACCAAGCCAAUGGACAGAAAGAGCCAAAAGAUUGCUAUGACUACUACAAACGUGGUAAGCAAAAGAACGGUGUAUUCAAGAUCAAACCAUACGGCAGGAAGUCAAUGGUGGAAGUCUACUGUGAUAUGAAAAAUGGUGGAUGGACUGUGAUUCAGAAAAGGCAAGACGGUACCACAAAAUUCAUGAAGAAAUGGCGAGACUUUAAAGAAGGAUUUGGAGGCAUUCGUGGGGAGCAUUGGCUUGGAAACGACCAUAUUCACUACCUUACUAAUCAGGACCACUACACCUUGAUGAUUGAACUUACGGACUGGAACAAAACUAAAAAGUUCGCUGAGUACGAUUACUUCAUGGUUGAUGACGAGGAGGAAGGGUACAGACUUCAUAUCGGUGGUUACCAUGGAGACGCAGGUGAUGGCAUGGCAAAGCAUAACAACCACAAAUUCUCAACUACGGACGUAGAUAACGACAAAUUAACGAAAGAAUUCGGAGGAAGCUGUGCCAAACGUUUCAGUGGAGCUUGGUGGUAUUACAAGUGUUACAUGUCAAAUUUAAAUGGGAUCUACUACAGAAACGGCGUAAUACCGCCCAAGCUCUUCGACGGUGUCACUUGGAAACCUUGGACUGGGUCGAACUAUUCCUUGAGAAGUGCUGAGAUGAAAAUUAGACCAAGCAGUCUCACUUAA